AUGGUACAUGUGGAUGCCCCUACACCACUGCGGCAGCUGCUCAGCGAUGCGCGCCCCAGCUGGAGUGAGAAAGAUCUUGCCGCGGUGGAGGAAAAGCUGUCGCGCGUGGGUGCCACAACGGUUCGCGAGCUGGCCGAGCUUUUGGCCCACGGUUUAAACAAGAGGCUGCAUGCCGCUGGGUUGAAGGCAUUUAACAGUGAAACCCUUGCAGCAUUGCGCCAUCGUGUAGAGGAGGAAUCAAAAUCUCGGCAUCUCGAAGAAGAGAAGCGUGAGAAGCCCGUGGAGUCAAACGCUGGAGAUGCUUCAUCUCAGAGGAAGAUGACAAGUCCAGACACAGGACACAAGAACUCUCCAACUCCUCCCUUCCAGGCUGACAGUGGGGGCCCAAAGGUGGCACCGACUGCGGAGCCUUCUUCCCAGCCCACUUUCACUAGUUUUUCUCCUUCAACGACUUUUGGCAGAGCCGAAGCUUUGGGUGAAACGCAGCUCAUCAAGGCGGUGCGGCAAAGUGAUGUCAAAACUGUGCAAUAUCUGCUUUCUCAUCGAGCUGAUCCCAACGAGAAGGACAACUUUGGCGAAACAGCUUUGAUGGAGGCUGCGGGUCAGGGACAAGCCCAAAUUUGUCGAAUACUGCUGGAGAACGCAGCAAACCCGUCUUGCAAAUCACCGAGCGGUCUGAAUGCAACACAGCUGGCAGCGGAGCACCAAUCCAUCGCGCAUUUGUUCGCCUUGCCGCCAGACUACUGGUUUGACAGAGGUCUCAGGCUCGCGGCUCGUCAGCACGAUGUCCAGAAGGCCGAGCUUCUGCUGCAACGGGCGAAGGCAGAAGAGGUCGCCCUGAACUUUCAACGGAAAGAUGCCAAUGGCUUCGGGUUGAUUCAUGUAUGUACGGGCAGAGCUCCUGAUUCGGAAGAUGGCCGCGGGCUUGUCAGACUUUUGCUUUCUGCGGCUGCAGCUGUAAACACAACAAACCUGCUCGGCGAGACGCCGCUCAUCCUUGCUGCUAGAGCUUCUGCUGAUGCCAAAAAGGCGUUUAGGAUGAGCAUUGUACAGUUCUUGCUGGACUCUGGCGCUUCCGUCAACACUUCUGAUGCAGUCCUGCAUGAGACACCGUUAAUGGAAGCUGCUGGGAUAGGAGAUCCGGACUUGGUGCUCACGCUUCUGAAAGCCCGAGCCGAGACUACAAGAAGCAGCGCCAGCGGGCAGACAGCCCUGGAUUUCGCCUCUUCCAAAGACGUAAUAUGGAUGCUGAAAAAUCCUUCAGAGGCUCUGCAGUCUCGAGCACAAGCCAGUCCUCAGCCAAAAGCUGCCGUACCGCCUCGACCAAAUUAUGCAUUUCCACCACAACAGCCAAGCUCUGCACCGCCACCGAACACUGCUCGACCGGCUCCCAAGCCCGCGCCGAGUGCCCCGAAGCGCCCCCAAACGUAUGCAGAGCGCCUUCAGAGCCUCCUGUCCAAGUACCCAGGAUUCCAAGGUUCUGGUGUGGAUCUGCCGAGUCAUGCCUGGCAAUGGUCGCCGCAAGAGCUCGAGCUCUUCAUCGGUAGUAUGGGCCAGUUCUGGCCUCCGGGACGUGCCAAGCCGAGUCCAGGCCCCAGUCGUACUUCGGGAAAUCGCAACAAAGGACCUCCGCCAGAUCCCUGGGAAAGGCCGUCGAUGAAACCACUGAGUUCACUGAAGGCAUACUACCAGGCCCUUGGUGUUCCGGAGGGCACGCGGGACAGAAACGUUCUCAAGAAGGCGUACAGGCAAGCUGCAUUGAAAUGGCAUCCGGACAAGAACCCAGACAACCCUCUCGCAGCAAGCAACUUCCAGAAGGCGUGCGAUGCCUUCGAGCAGCCGGGUCGCAAAGGGAGAUUUCCACAUCCAUGCAGUGCUGUCCAUACAGGCGUUGAACUGCGUGCAGCUCGCGAUACACUCACUUGA
Messenger RNA from Symbiodinium sp. CCMP2592, 1926 nucleotides. The record is from the annotation of a GenBank genome assembly. NCBI's taxonomy places the organism in Eukaryota, Dinophyceae, Suessiales, Symbiodiniaceae.